AUGUUCUCGAAAUCCCUCACCCAAGCUGUGCUGCUUGCCUGCCUAGCUGUCAGCUCGGUCCAGGCUGCGGUUCCACAGAUUUCCACCAAAGGCACAAAGUUCUUCUACAGCAAUGGAACUCAGUACUACAUGAAGGGAAUUGCCUAUCAGCUCACACCUGCCGAUCCAUUAAUCGAUACCGAGCAAUGCCAACGCGACGCUGAUCUGAUGGGAACAUUGGGUGCAAAUGCUAUUCGUGUAUACCAUGUUGAUCCCCAGGGAGACCAUAGCGGUUGUAUGACUGCCUUUGCGAAUGCUGGUAUCUAUCUCUUGGUUGAUCUGGACACUUUCGAGACGGAUAUCGACCCAAUCCAUACAUCGUGGAACCAAUCCCAAUUCGACGCCUUUGCCGCAGUCAUGGAUGCCUUCCACACCUAUGACAAUACUCUUGGAUUCUUUAUUGGAAACGAAGUCAUUGCCCUAAACAACCAGUCCCUCGCCGCACCAUACAUCAAGGCUGCCGCAAGAGACAUGAAGACGUACAGAGACAAAAAAGGCUACAGAAAGAUUCCAAUUGGAUAUUCUGCGGCUGAUAUCGCUGAACUUCGCCCUAUGUUGCAAGAUUAUCUUGCGUGUGGAUCAAAUGCCGCCGAGGCUGUCGAUUUCUUCGGCCUGAACGCCUAUGAAUGGUGUGGUCCCAACGACAUGACAACCUCGGGUUACAACAGACUCAACAGCUUCGCUGAGAACAUCAACAUCCCGAUCUUCUUUUCCGAGACAGGCUGCAACACUGUCCGACCUCGUGAUUUCCAGGACCAAGGUGCCAUCCUAGGACCUGAUAUGGACGACCUCUGGUCUGGAGCCAUCAUCUACGAGUGGAUCGAGGAAGCCAACAACUACGGUCUCAUCUCGUACGGACCUCCCGUCUCAGCCACCGUUGUAGCUUCAGAUAUCGAAGGCGGUUUCUCCCGACGUGGAACUCCCACCCCAGUCGCACCAGACUUCACCAAUCUCCAAAAGGUCUGGGCUACUCUCCACCCCAAGGGAGUCGCCAGCUCCGCUUACUCCCCAUCCAUCACUCCUCCAGCAUGCCCUAGCUCAACAGCUGGAGGCUGGUUGGUCAAUGGCAAUGUGGCCCUCCCCAGCAUCGGUCAGGUUUUGGAGACAGCCACAACUGCUUCUACCACCGGCACACCCACCGGAACCGCCACAGGCAGCGCCGCAUCUGCCUCAUCCACCAACAAGGGUGGCGCCAAUGGCAGCAAAGAGAUUGCUGGCAUGAGCGCCGGCCUCGUCGCAGUCAUGCUCUGCUUCAUGUGGUUCCUAUAA
Molecule: messenger RNA, 1308 nt
Organism: Cadophora gregata
Lineage: Eukaryota; Fungi; Ascomycota; Leotiomycetes; Helotiales; Ploettnerulaceae
Exons: 3
Coding region: 1-1308 (435 amino acids)
Biological process (GO): fungal-type cell wall (1->3)-beta-D-glucan biosynthetic process
Cellular component (GO): cytoplasm; fungal-type cell wall
Molecular function (GO): 1,3-beta-glucanosyltransferase activity
Source: RefSeq, a predicted model, not a curated record